GGGGCGCCAGUGAAAGAGAAGAAGUGACGGAAAAGAACAUUCAUCCUGGUGCUACCUGUGUAUGCAUCCACAGUUAUUCAGCUGGAAGUCCCGGCCAUCUUCCUCUUAAUAGUGGAGAUUAUGUUGAAGUGGUAGGAAUUUCCGACUGUGGAUUGUUGGAAGGGCGGCUGGUCAAUGGACAAGAAGGCUUUUUUCCUUCUUCCUGUGUGCGAGAAGUUAAGCCAAGGACGGAGGACGUUAGAAGGGGACAUUUUCGUAGUCACCGAGUUUUACCUCUCAGAAGGGUUAACUCCAUGCCUAAAACGUGGAAAAAUGAAUAGAUCCCCACGUACAGUGGUUCUUCAUAAGGGCAAAAAAGGUUUUGGUUUCGUCCUCCGCGGAGCUAAAGGUAACUCAUGUGUAUUUAACUUAUUUACAAAGGUCCAGUCUUUUAUUGGGGGUUGGGGGUAUUUCACUUAAAUAUUGCUAAGACUAAGUGCAGAAAUAGAGCAAUAAUGAAAC
Molecule: messenger RNA, 501 nt
Organism: Limulus polyphemus (Atlantic horseshoe crab)
Lineage: Eukaryota; Metazoa; Arthropoda; Merostomata; Xiphosura; Limulidae
Product: dynamin-binding protein-like
Exons: 3
Cellular component (GO): dendritic spine; postsynaptic membrane; postsynaptic density
Molecular function (GO): ionotropic glutamate receptor binding; synaptic receptor adaptor activity
Source: RefSeq, a predicted model, not a curated record